Messenger RNA from Cuscuta europaea, 1020 nucleotides. Lineage: Eukaryota; Viridiplantae; Streptophyta; Magnoliopsida; Solanales; Convolvulaceae. The record is from the annotation of a GenBank genome assembly.
CUCUGGAAUGACUUUUCCACCGAAACGAGAGCUUUCUCGACAUCCGAUUUUAUCGGGUCGCUGCUAUGGAUCGGGUUAAAGUUUCAUGGACCACGGAAGAAGAUGAAUUGCUGAAGAAGCUAGUGGCAGAGAACGGGGCCAGGAACUGGCCGUUGUUAAGCCAGUCGAUUCCGGGGAGAUCCGGGAAGUCCUGCCGUUUCCGGUGGCGUAAUCACUUGUCCCCGGAGGUGGAGCACCGCCCGUUCACGGCAGAGGAGGACGCCGUUAUAGUUCAAGCUCAGGCGGAGAUCGGAAACAGAUGGUCCGCUAUUGCGAGAUUGCUCAACGGACGAACCGACAACGCCAUAAAAAAUCACUGGAACGCGUCACUGAAGAGGAAAUUCGACAACGAAGAAGGUGGGGGAGAGCGGUGUUUAAAGGCUUUGAAGCCGACGGAAACUGCUGAUGUCACGCUAGCCGUCGUGCCUGAUUUUUUCAGUUACUCGAGAUCCGAUAUCAACGGUACACAGGCCGUGGGUCCUCUGGUUGGACCGGAGAAGCAGACGGAUCUGUUGACCACGUUGACUCUAUCGUUUCCGGCACAAAGAGCAGAUAAUGCGGUUUCUAUAGAGCGGCAAGCAAAGGUGUGCGGUAAAACGUGUGGUAAAACGAAUGAGCCUGUAAAUCCCGUACAAGAAGCGAGGAGAAAGAGCCACGAAUUAAUCCCUGUGAUGCAACAAAUGAUUAGAAAAGAGGUAGAGAGAUAUUUAUCAUCCGAUCAUAUUAUCAACGAUGUUCUUCAGAAUGUUCAAGUGAAACGUAGUGGCAUUAGCAGAUUAACGGGGCGAUUCUAAAACAAUUUUUAGUAUUAUUUAUUCUUUUUUCUUGAUUGCUAUUCAUUAUGACUAUGUUCUUGGAGACUUGGACUCUUUCGUUGUUGUUCAUCCAUACUGAGUAAAAUUAUACCUUUUCAAAGACAGGUAUACAGUUGACUUAGCAUCUUUUCUUUUGAACCAUACAGACCAGAGUUAAACAUAUCAG